Molecule: messenger RNA, 2780 nt
Organism: Ceratina calcarata
Lineage: Eukaryota; Metazoa; Arthropoda; Insecta; Hymenoptera; Apidae
Product: 26S proteasome non-ATPase regulatory subunit 2
Exons: 13
Coding region: 219-2780 (853 amino acids)
Biological process (GO): proteasome-mediated ubiquitin-dependent protein catabolic process; regulation of protein catabolic process
Cellular component (GO): proteasome complex; proteasome regulatory particle, base subcomplex; proteasome storage granule
Molecular function (GO): enzyme regulator activity
Source: RefSeq, a predicted model, not a curated record
AAUUAACUCUUUCGUUUAUAUGAUAGUCGUAUGACAACAUAUUUAAAUAUAAUGUUAAUAUCCAAUAUAUUCUAUAUGAAUAUUCUAAUAUCCGGUAUAUCCUAAAUACUGUCCUCUUAGCUCUCUUAAUAUUGUAAAGGAUACAAUGGGAAAUGAAUUCACAUUUUUAAUAAAUUUUUAAUUAAUCAAAUGAAAUUGAGGGAAAGGACGAGCAAGCGAUGCUAGUGUCUCUAAGUCAACUUCGACUAUUGAUGCAAACAUCAACCACCUCGAUGACUUCCGUGCCUAAGCCACUCAAGUAUUUGAAAAGUUCAUACAACAACAUGAAGAACGCUCAGAAAACGAUUCAAAGAGAGGAUGUACAGCGUCAGUUCGCGGAAGUAUUGAGCGUAUUGUCGAUGGCAGGUGCAGCCCAAGGAUCCAAAGAAUGUCUUCAGUAUUGCACGCAGGGCGGGGUGACUAAUCCCGGUGAAUGGGGUCACGAAUACGUUAGACAACUCGAAACUGAGAUUGUAGACGAAUGGACGAACGCUCCGGUGAAAGACGAGACUCGUAUAAGAAAUGAACUCACCCCUUUGGUGAAAGGUAUAAUAAAUUUCGAUAUGAAACACAACGCCGAAAUACCUGGUUGCGAUCUCUGCUUAGAGAUCGAUCAGUUAAAUUUUUUGAGCGAGAAUUUACACAGUAGAAAUUUCGAGAGAGUUUGCCGGUAUCUGGAAGGUUGCGCAGCUUACAGCGAGGACACCGAGAGGAGACAAAUACUGCAAAUGGUGGCCGAUCAAUAUCUACGAUUUGGGGAAUAUUGCAAAGCAAUGCUGAUUGCUCUUCAAUUAGGGCACUCAGAUCUGGUAUCUCAAUGCCUUACCACUUGCUCCGAUCCUUUAAUGCGUAAGCAACUGGCGUUUAUACUCGUAAGACAAAGGGAAAAUCCUUUAAAGAAGGAAUACCAAGGAAGUGACGUCAAAGAUAUCGAGAUGAUCUUAAGUAAUAGCCACGUUAAUAGUCACUUCCACGUAUUGGCUACGGAACUCGACAUCCUGGAACCAAAGCAUCCGGAUGAUAUUUACAAAACCUGGCUAGAGACGACUGUCUUGAGAAGAGCGGAACACGACUCAGCCAGGGCGAAUCUAGCGGCCAGCUUUGUUACCGGGUUCGUUCACGCCGGAUUCGGCAAGGACAAGCUAAUGGGAAACGCUGCCGACGCUUGGGUCUACAAAAACAAGGACCACGGUAUGCUCUCAGCGACCGCUUCCUUGGGUCUGAUACAUAUGUGGGACGUGGAUGGUGGUCUAGUCCCGAUCGACAAGUAUCUUUACACAAACGAUCACUACAUAAAAGCGGGUGCGUUGCUCGCUAUAGGGCUGGUUAACUGCGGCGUUCGCAACGAAUGUGAUCCGGCUUUAGCCCUUCUUAGCGAUUACGUGUACUCCGACAACGCAACCCUUAGAAUUGGAUCCGUUUUGGGAUUAGGUUUAGCUUACGCUGGUUCACAAAGAUCAGAUGUGACGGAUCUUCUAACGGGAGUCCUUGUGGACAAAGCAAGUACCAUGGAAGUGAUUGCGCUAGGAGCAAUCGCAAUAGGGUUGAUAAAUGUUGGCUCUGGUAAUGGCGAUGCUUCUUCAGUUCUUUUGCAGAGAUUGCUAGAACUCACCCCUCAAGAACUAGCCAAUACUCAUUCAAGAUUUUUGCCAUUGGCAUUGGGAAUGAUUUACAUGGGGUAUCGCGAUAAUAUUGAAGCUCCUUCAGCUGCACUUGAAAUUUUGCCCGAUCCUUAUAAGUUGGCUGCGCAAACCAUGUUGCAGGUAUGCGCCUACGCCGGUUCAGGAGACGUGUUGAUUGUUCAAGAAUUGUUGCGAAUCUGUUCGGAACCGGUGGAUGGUGAAAGCGUUCCCACAACCCCGGUCAAUACACCUGUGCCGAGUUCUUGCUCUCGAAGUCUUGAUUUGUCUGAGAAGAGGACGAAGGAGAAGUCGGAAGAGAAAAAUGAAAGCUCUAAGGAGAUCGGAUCGUCGCAAGCAAUAGCAACCUUGGGUGUCGCAGCGAUUGGUUUGGGCGAAGGAAAAGAGAACUCGAGGAUAUUUGGUCAGAUUGGAAGAUACGGCUCGAUUUCCGCGAGACGCGCGAUGCCACUGGCUCUUGGCUUGUCGUCUUUGUCAAAUCCAGACUUGUCGGUUUUAGACGUUUUGAAUAAAUACAGCCACGACCACGAUUCCAACGUGGCGAACAACGCGAUUUUUGCCCUGGGCCUCGUCGGUGCUGGAACGAAUAACGCUCGUCUCGCCACCAUGUUAAGGCAAUUGGCUUGUUACCACGCAAAGAAUCCUAUGCACUUGUUUCUCGUACGAAUUUCUCAGGGCCUCGUUCAUCUUGGCAAAGGCACGUUGUCUAUAUCUCCAUUGCGGUACACUUCCAAAGUCUUGGACAGAGCCGCGUUGGCUGGCUUGCUGAUAGUUCUGGUGGCGUUUCUCGAUUGUCAGAAUCUCAUACUGUCCAAAUCUCAUUAUCUAAUGUAUUCUCUAGCACUUGCCAUGGAACCGAGGUGGCUGGUCACGUUGAAUGAAAAUUUAGAGAGUCUACCGGUGUCUGUAAGAGUUGGUCAAUCGGUGGACGUCGUUGGUAAAGCUGGUAGUCCAAAAUCCAUUUCCGGUGGAUACGUUCAUACGACUCCGACGUUACUUUCUUCCGGGGAGAGAGCGGAGCUCGCUCUGGACGAGUACGAGCCGUUGGCUACCAUUCUUGAAGGUUUUGUCAUUCUUCGUGAAAAGCUAAACGUUUCCUAA